Molecule: messenger RNA, 930 nt
Organism: Arachis duranensis
Lineage: Eukaryota; Viridiplantae; Streptophyta; Magnoliopsida; Fabales; Fabaceae
Product: protein FAR1-RELATED SEQUENCE 5-like
Exons: 7
Coding region: 1-930 (309 amino acids)
Biological process (GO): regulation of DNA-templated transcription
Source: RefSeq, a predicted model, not a curated record
AUGCAUGCCAAGUGUGUGAUUCAGGACAAUGAUGAGGUUGGCAUAUGGCCCAACAAGACUUACCUCGCACUGACAAACGAGGUUGGUAGGUCAUCAAAUUUGGGUUACUCAGAAAAUGAUGUGAGAAAUUACAUAGAUGUGGAUACAGCUAACAAGUUUAGGAGUGCGCUAUGGAUAGACGCAAGGUGCAUGGCAUCUUACGAAUAUUAUGGAGACAUGGUGUCGUUUGAUACAACGUAUAGUAAAAACAAGCAUGGACUACCGUCUGCAUCUUUCGUUGGUGUCAACCAUCAUAGAAAGUCUACCUUGCUCGGAUGUGCUUUGUUGGGGAACGAGAAAAUAUGUAUCUUUGAGAAUGUCUUUCCAAAUAUUCGUCACUGGUGGUGCAUAUGGCACAUAUUGAAGAAGAUACUACAUAAGUUCGAAGGAUAUGCUCGGUACAGAGAAAUACAUGCUACAAUGACUGGCAUUGUUUGGAAUGCCUGCUCUGUGGAAUGUUUCGAGAAGGAUUGGGCAACAUUCAUUGUUGAGUUUAACCUAGAGCAUACCAGAUGGCUAUCAGAUUUCUCAGUGUUCAUGAUGGUGGUUUUUUUUGUAGACCUUUAUGAUGAUCGUCGAAUUUGGAAUUUCGUGACAUGUGAAGAAGAAGCGUCCAUGUUACAUUCGGGUCUUGACGAGUUACGGGACAAGCUAUUUGAUUAUCGUGCAAACUUGGAGUCCAAAAGUGUUCCAACUACACAGAAUGGCAUGGUGACACAACGUAAGCCCGCUCUUAGUGCAUCUAACAUUCAAGGUCUUUCAAAAGUGGCAACGAAGAAAAAUGAUGAAACAGUGAAUCCAAAUCUAGUGGUGGGUUCUGCUGUGCGAGCAAAUGAAUCACAAGAACAUGGCGGGUUCAUUUCUUUGUUAAACUCUUUUCGAAAUACUUAG